AUGGCCGACCACGUUGCCCCGGCGCCGCCCAGUCCGCAGCCAAGCCCGGUGCGGUCGUCGCACAGCCCGAAUCGUAGCCCGACACACAGCCCCAAGCGCAGCCCGACACACAGCCCCAAGCGCAGCCCGACAAAGGAAACUCAAGCCCCCCCGGGGGGGCCCCCCAAAGGGUUUUGGGACGAGUGGCAGCACCGCAUUGGCACGGCGUCCCUCGCACUCUCGCUCUUGAUGCAGCUGUCGUAUGUGGCGUUUCCAGCCUACAACUUUGCACUUGCGAUCUGGGCGACUGUCCACCCUUUCUCGCACCACAAGCAUAAUUCGCGCGGGACCGUCUUGUACGUCUCGGUGCUUUGCCUCUCGUGUGCGACCGACAUUGUCUGGAGCGUGCUCUGGAUUUCGGGCCAAGCCUUCCAGAAUCUGAUUUGCCAGCCCAAUAGCAUUGGCAUUCUCCACUGCGACGGUCUGGGGAGCUUCCCCGGGUGCGGCACCAACCGGUUCGCUGCCGUCAUGUUCUUUGCCAACAUUGUGCUCAAAGCCAUCACGGCCGUGUGUGUGUGGAAGGUCGUCACCGUUGAAACCCCGACGUUAGAAGCACUCGAACAGCCGCGCCACGCACUGCCUGCAGGCGCUCAUGUCGUCGACGCCCCCUCCGAGCCCAAGUAGACGUUGCGGCAGUCCAACAUGCUACUCAAAUACGUAUAUAUCCGUCUACAGCUUGAAUCGUCGGUGAUUAUAACAAAAAAGUACGAGCGAAUGAC
This is a messenger RNA of Saprolegnia diclina VS20, 758 nucleotides long. RefSeq lists its product as hypothetical. The transcript is spliced from 2 exons. The coding region runs from base 1 to 663 and encodes 220 amino acids. The record is from RefSeq and is a predicted model, not a curated record. NCBI's taxonomy places the organism in Eukaryota, Oomycota, Saprolegniomycetes, Saprolegniales, Saprolegniaceae.